AUGUGCGGGAUCUUCGCGUAUUGCAACUACUUGAAGGACAAGCGUCGUCAAGAGAUCCUCGAAAUUCUAUGCGGUGGUCUUGCUCGCCAGGAAUAUCGUGGUUAUGAUUCCGCCGGUCUCGGUAUUGAUGGAGACGAACCGGGCGAGGUUGUGUUCUUCAAAGAAGUAGGCAAGGUCGCGGGUCUUCGCAAGCAGAUCGCCAGUUCCACUAUCGAUGUCAACAAGAUCUUUGCGUCUCAGGUUUCGAUUGCCCACACCCGAUGGGCAACUCACGGACCUCCUUCCACUAUCAACUGCCAUCCUCUUCGUUCCGAUCCCACAUCCGAGUUCUGUGUCGUUCACAACGGUAUCGUUACCAAUAACGCCGAAUUGAGGACCGUACUUCAAAAACGAGGCUACACUUUUGAAUCUGAAACCGACACCGAAGUGGUCGCCAAACUGUUGAAAUACGUUUACGAUUCCAAUACUGGCAACAAACGAUUGUCGUUCAUCACGUUGUCCAGGACCGUCUUGAAGGAACUCGAGGGCUCCUUCGCUUUUGUCAUUAAAUCGACUCACUAUCCCAACGAGGUCAUCACUGCCCGCCGUGGUUCGCCCCUCUUGAUUGGCGUCAAGGCUGAGAGUAAACUCAAAGUCGACUUUGUUGACGUCGAGUUUUCUGGAGAGUCUGGAGAAGGUGGCGUUACCACUGAUGCCCUCUCCCCUACCACUCCUAGUUUCCUCGCUCCUCCCACUGGUUCUCGUAUGCGCCGAAGGUCCCGUGCGUUUAUGUCCGAAGAUGGCCUUCCACAACCCAUCGAGUUCUUUGUCGCUUCUGACGCGGCUGCUGUAAUCGAACACACCAAACGCGUACUCUACCUCGAGGAUGACGACAUUGCCCACAUCUCCGAAGGCCAGCUUCAUAUUCACCGAUUGAACCGCAAAGACUCUGGCGAUGUUACCGGCUCUCCUGUUCCGUCCACACGAAGCAUCGAGACCCUCGAGCUUGAAAUUGCUGCUAUCAUGAAAGGGAAAUUCGACACCUUCAUGCAGAAAGAAAUCUACGAGCAGCCUGAAUCUGUCGUCAACACCAUGCGUGGACGCGUCAACUUCGACAACAACAAGGUUACUUUGGGUGGUCUCAGGGCCUACUUGCCUAUCAUGCGUCGUUGCAGAAGGAUCGUUUUCAUUGCUUGUGGCACCAGUUACCACUCUUGUAUCGCGACAAGACAGAUCUUCGAAGAGUUGACAGAGAUUCCUGUCGGCGUCGAGCUCGCGUCCGACUUCUUGGAUCGUAGAACCCCGAUCUUCCGAGACGACGUGUGCGUGUUCCUCAGUCAGAGUGGAGAAACUGCCGAUACCAUUUUGGCGUUACGGUACUGUAUGGAGAGAGGUGCUCUUUGUGUGGGUGUGGUGAACACUGUCGGUUCUACCAUCUCUCGUGAGACUCACUGCGGUGUGCACAUCAAUGCCGGCCCUGAAAUCGGUGUUGCCUCCACCAAGGCCUAUACUUCUCAAUACAUUGCCCUGUUGAUGAUUGCUUGCCAACUCUCUGAAGACCGAAUUUCCUUCACCCCUCGACGAGAAGCAAUUGUGCAAGGCCUGAGGGAAUUGCCCAGCCAGAUCAAGGGCGUGCUGGCUUUGGACGACGAAAUCAAGGAGAUUGCUGAUCUCGUUAAAGGAAACAAGUCGCUUUUGCUCAUGGGUCGCGGAUACCAGUACGCUACGUGUCUGGAAGGCGCCCUCAAGAUCAAGGAAAUCAGCUAUAUGCAUUCUGAGGGUAUCCUUGCCGGAGAACUCAAGCACGGUCCCCUUGCCCUCGUCGAUCAGUCCAUGCCUGUGAUUAUUGUCAUGACCAAAGACUCCUUGUACCCUAAGGUGCAGUCAGCGUUUGCUCAGAUCACUGCUCGUAAGGCACGACCCAUCGUCCUAUGCAAUGAGGGUGAUGAGGGUAUUCCUGCUGGCGUGAAGACUCUCAGAGUUCCGAGGACGGUCGAUUGUCUCCAGGGAUUGCUGAACAUCAUUCCCAUGCAGUUGCUCAGUUACCACUUGGCUACGGCCCACGGUCAUGACGUUGAUUUUCCUAGGAACUUGGCCAAGUCUGUAACAACCGAGUAA
Messenger RNA from Marasmius oreades (fairy-ring Marasmius), 2097 nucleotides. RefSeq names its product glutamine--fructose-6-phosphate transaminase (isomerizing) (gene GFA1). The transcript is spliced from 5 exons. The coding region runs from base 1 to 2097 and encodes 698 amino acids. NCBI's taxonomy places the organism in Eukaryota, Fungi, Basidiomycota, Agaricomycetes, Agaricales, Marasmiaceae. Gene Ontology annotation, biological process: UDP-N-acetylglucosamine metabolic process; protein N-linked glycosylation; fructose 6-phosphate metabolic process. Gene Ontology annotation, molecular function: L-glutamine:D-fructose-6-phosphate transaminase (isomerizing) activity; carbohydrate derivative binding. The record is from RefSeq and is a predicted model, not a curated record.